AUGCGACUCUUGCAUUACCUUCCAGUCGAGGACAUUUUCCCAACAUGGAGCAAUAUUGCGGUUGCCUUGGCAGCAAUCGGAGUCGCAACCCUCUUGAUGCGCGCAAUUUACAACCUCUACCUGCAUCCAUUGGCCAAGUUCCCCGGGCCCUGGUAUGCCUGCUCCUUUUCUGUGGUGCUGGCCACAAUCUCUGUCUUGCGAAUGGAGCCACAGUUUCUGAGUUACUUGGUGAAGAUAUACGGUUUCGAGAAACCCAUUCGGGUCACCCCAACGAUCCUCAUGUUCCCGCGGCCCUCCGCGUUGAAGGAGAUCUACUGGGACCCCCAAUGUAACACCAAGUCCCGGCUCUAUGGCAGUGGGGCGCUGGGGCCACCGCACCUGUUCACCACGCUCGAGUCUGACGCCCACAGACAGCUCCGGCGGGCCUUAUCCAACGCCCCUUGGACCAUUGGCAAGCUGCGGCUGGCCUGGGAGAAGCGCUUCGACGAGCUAGUUGAGCUGUUCAUGACGAAGAUGCACGAGCAUGCCGCGGCAGGCCGUGUGGUAAGUCUUAGCGAGAAAGUUUCCGAGUUCGCGGCCGACAUCAUGACCAUUAUGACUUUUAACGAGCCCUUUGGUUUCGUCCAGAACCAGCGUGACGAGCGAGAUCUCCUGGGAAGCUGGCGGCGGAACGUCAACCUAUUCGCCUUUGCGGGGCGAGCGCGCUUCUUCCGCGAAGUCAUCCUUACCUCCCCCCUCGGGCCCUGGAUCCUGCCCUCCAUCCGUAGUGAGUCGGGGAUUGGAUGGAUGCUCAACGAGGCAGAUCGCCAAGUAACCGCGCGGGAGAAGGCCACCGCGCAGGGCCUAUAUCCUCACUCCCCGGAUUUCAUGCAGCAUGCGCUGGAGGCCCGUCUCCCGUCCGGCGAACCACUUUCGGCGGCGCAGCGACGCGCCCAUGUCGUCCUUCUCAUUCAAGCCGGAGCAGACACCACCGGAACGACCAUGGGCAGCGCCCUGCGGUUCUUGCUGCAGCACCCCGAAGCUUGGGCAAGGUGCCGGGCUGAAAUCGACGCUGUGGAACAGCAGGGCCUCCUGUCACACCCGAUUCAGUAUGAGGAGACUCGGCAGCAUCUGCCAUUUUUGGUGGCUUGCCUGAAGGAGACCAUGCGGUUGAAUCCCUCGGCCACCAAUCUGUUCGCACGUGUCUGCCCUCCGGGAGGUAAGAUCAUUAACGGCCAUCACAUCCCCGCGGGGACCGAAAUGGCCUGCCACGCCUACACUUUGCAACGCAGUGUGGAAGUGUAUGGCUCCGACGCGAACGAAUUCCGGCCAGAGCGCUGGCUCGAGAGUGCACAGCGCACGCGGGAACUGGAGGCUGCUCAGUUUACCUUCAGCGUUGGGCCUCGGACCUGUCUUGGGAAAGACGUUGCGACGCUGGAGAUGUGGAAAUUGAUCCCUGAGAUCAUUCGGCAAUUUGAUAUCGAAUUCAUUGAUCCCGGGAAAUACGUGGUGGUUGGGGGAAUUGUUUGGAACGAGGGCUUAAUGGGUCGUUUCGUGGCACGGCGCAAUGGAAAAGGCAGGCAGGGAUGAAAGGCCGUCGCUGAUGCGGCUGAUGUUUGACGGGAUUCACGGUGUCGCGACAUGUACUGUAUUCACUACCUACUGCUGCGAGGAAUAUAUCUGUUUGGCGG
Messenger RNA from Aspergillus uvarum CBS 121591, 1670 nucleotides. Its product is annotated as cytochrome P450. Bases 1 to 1569 code for a protein of 522 amino acids. Gene Ontology annotation, molecular function: heme binding; monooxygenase activity; oxidoreductase activity, acting on paired donors, with incorporation or reduction of molecular oxygen. The record is from RefSeq and is a predicted model, not a curated record. Lineage: Eukaryota; Fungi; Ascomycota; Eurotiomycetes; Eurotiales; Aspergillaceae. The transcript has 3 exons.